AUGCAAUUACUUGAAACAUCAUUUCGAUUUUAUACUAUUAUUAAUGAUAGGACUUCCACAAGGUGUUAUGCAUAUUUCUAAUCCAAGUAGCAAUUUUUGAGUGCAAUCAAACCAUUUUAUAAUUCUCUUUUCAACUAAAUGAAUGUGCUAUCAUGCGCAUAAAGUUUUGAGAAGAUUUAUUUUAAGACAAUAUUCAGACUUUGGUAUUUGGAGAUCUUUGAAGAUUGUGAAAUAUUUUUGAUUUGUUAUAUAAAAAGAAUUUAAUAAAAAAACAAAAAGAAAAAUGAACGUAGAGGAGAGACCUGGGACAUCGUUUACAUCGAAGAGACAGGUUCAAACUGA
Messenger RNA from Paramecium octaurelia, 342 nucleotides. NCBI's taxonomy places the organism in Eukaryota, Ciliophora, Oligohymenophorea, Peniculida, Parameciidae. The record is from the annotation of a GenBank genome assembly.